Messenger RNA from Fomitopsis serialis, 1965 nucleotides. Its product is annotated as glycoside hydrolase superfamily. Gene Ontology annotation, cellular component: cell surface; extracellular region. The transcript is spliced from 12 exons. The coding region runs from base 139 to 1731 and encodes 530 amino acids. Lineage: Eukaryota; Fungi; Basidiomycota; Agaricomycetes; Polyporales; Fomitopsidaceae. Gene Ontology annotation, biological process: glucan catabolic process. The record is from RefSeq and is a predicted model, not a curated record. Gene Ontology annotation, molecular function: beta-glucosidase activity.
CGUCCUCGUCGUCGUCCUCCCCGUCUGGUUCGUCGCCGUCAAGCCGCACCGCGACGGCGCGAGCGGCGCUGCGGGCAAGGGUGGUGAGGCGGCGUGGGCGGCGGCGCGGUGACGGGCGGGAACGGGAGCACGGUGACGAUGGCGAAUGGGAGCACGUUCACGUACACGAACAGCUUUGGUGGAUAUUGGGUGUACGACCCCGCGGACCCGUUCAACAACUCCGCGCGGGCGAACGCGUGGACGCCGCCGCUGUCGGAGCCGUGGAACUUCAGCACGCACCGCAUCAACGGCGUGAACCUCGGCGGGCUGUUCGUCCUCGAGCCGUUCAUCACGCCCAAGUACUACCAGCAGUACGCCGCGGCGGGCGCGAUCGACGAGUGGACGCUCGACACCGCGCUCCGCGCGCAGGCGAACAUCACCGCGGUCAUGCAGGCGCACUACGGCGCGUUCGUCUCGGAGCAGGACAUCGCUGAGAUCGCCGGUGCGGGCCUGACCUGGGUGCGGAUGCCGAUCCCGUUCUGGGCGAUCGAGGCGUGGAGCGACGUGGGCGUUGCGGACGGGACGACGGUCGCGGAGCCGUUCGUCGCGCGCAUGUGCUGGAGCUACAUCCUGCAGGUGUUCCAGUGGGCGCGCAAGUACGGCCUCCGCGUCAACCUCGACUUGCACACCAUCCCUGGGAGCCAGAACGGGUACAACCACUCGGGCAAGCUGGGCACGGUGAACUUUUUGAACGGGAUGAUGGGCAUCGCGAAUGCGGAGAGGGCGCUGGAGUAUAUACGUGUUAUCGCGGAGUUUAUCACCCAGCCGGAGUACCAGCCUGUCAUCCCGAUCUUUAGCAUCGUGAACGAGGCGCUCCUGCAGACGAUCACGCUGCCUGUGCUCACCACCUUCUAUCUGAACGCACACUGGAUGAUCCGGAACAUCACGGGCGUCGGCGAGGGCAGCGGGCCGUACAUCGCGAUCCACGACGGCUUCAUGGGCACCGCGUACUGGGCGGGCUUCCUCGAGGGGAGCGACCGUGUCAUCCUCGACACGCACCCGUACUUCGCGUUCGACAAUGAGCCGAACAACGAGCCGGUGAACGUGACCGCGAACGGCACGGCGGACGCGUCCGUGUAUGGCGGGCAGUGGCCCCAGAUGGCGUGCAGCGCGUGGGGCCCGGGCAUGAACGCGAGUCGGAGCGCUUUCGGUGUGACCAUUGCGGGCGAGUUCAGCAAUGGGAUCAAUGACUGCGGGUUGUGGGUCCGCGGCGUCAACAUCAGCGCGGCGUACGUCGGGAACUGCGAUUACUGGGCGAACUGGGAGUCGUGGAGCGACGAGACCAAGGCGGGUCUCAAGACGUACGCACUCGCGAGCAUGGACGCCCUCGGCGACUGGUUCUUCUGGACGUGGAAGAUCGACGCGUCGUCGACGAGCGGCACCGUCGAGUCCCCACUCUGGUCGUACAAGCUCGGGCUCGAGCAGGGGUGGAUGCCGACGGACCCGCGCGCGGCGAGCGGGACGUGCGAGGCGCUCAAGGUCGCGCCGGCGCCGUGGAACCAGUCGUUCGCCGCGUAUUACGCCGCGUGGCCGCCGGCCUCGAUCAACAACGUCCCCUCGGCGAGCAUGCGCCUCCUCCCGCAGUACACCGCGACGGCGAGCGUCGUGAGUCUCCCCCGCGCUGAUCGCUGGCUUGUUGGGCUGGCGGUGGGUGGAUGGACGGGGGUCUCCCUGGACUCGCCGUGCUCUUGACCGGGACUGGGACUGGGACUGGCUUUGCUUAUAUAGAUACUGUGCUCGGGAUCCGAGACGCCACGCCUCCUCCUCUUGCACCCGACACCCAUGCCUACCCGUCCUACCUUACUGACGUGCGCAUUUAUACCCGAUCACCCCGCGAGCACGAAUCACACGCACCGCUUGCUUACCUCUGUACAUGACGACUUCGACGAUUCUUGCAUGUGGCGCUUGCCGGCCACCACACAUCCG